This is a messenger RNA of Diorhabda sublineata, 3598 nucleotides long. RefSeq names its product uridine phosphorylase 1. Gene Ontology annotation, molecular function: uridine phosphorylase activity. Lineage: Eukaryota; Metazoa; Arthropoda; Insecta; Coleoptera; Chrysomelidae. The transcript has 7 exons. Gene Ontology annotation, cellular component: cytoplasm; cytosol. The record is from RefSeq and is a predicted model, not a curated record. Bases 134 to 1192 code for a protein of 352 amino acids. Gene Ontology annotation, biological process: nucleotide catabolic process; uridine catabolic process.
CUUGAACCGAGAUUAAGUAACGGUUGAUACUGUAUUAUCGAGAAUUAUAACGAUAAAUUCCAGUUUAGAUUUCCGCAGUAUAUUCUAGUAGAAGCAACAAAUAAAAACAGUUUUUUCAUUAUUAUUCGAUGAUAUGGAUGAUACGGUAACUGAAAAUGACGAUAAUACAUCAGAAGAAAACGAAUCUCACAUAGGUAUCGACAGAUACCCUGAUGGAUCAGUACGAUUACGAAAUCCGCACAUCGAACUCAUGGACCAAGAUAUUUUGUAUCAUCUCGCUUUAGGUAGCGAAUCUCACGACCUCGUCGAAAUGUUCGGCGACGUGAAGUUUGUAUGCAUGGGCGGUACGCCGAAAAGAAUGGAAAGUUUUGCCGAAUAUAUAAUGAAAGAAAUCGGUCACAAAUUACCGACUGGUACCCAACUGAUGGACAUAAGUCAGUAUUCCUACAGAUACAGUAUGUAUAAAGUCGGACCGGUAUUAUCUAUCAGUCACGGUAUGGGAAGUCCAUCUAUCGGUAUUUUGUUGCACGAAACAAUCAAACUUAUGUAUCACGCUAAAUGUAAAGAUCCGAUCUUCUUCAGAAUCGGAACUUGCGGUGGAAUCGGCUUGGAAGGUGGUACCGUCGUCAUAUCCGACGAAGCGUGUGACGGCAUGCUGAACAAAUACUAUCAAGUGAUAGUAUUAGGAAAAAUGAUGAGAAGACCAGCGAAGCUCGAUAAGAAACUCGUGAGGGAAUUAAAAGCCUUAGCUAAUCCCGACGAUCCAUACGAUACCGUUUCCGGUACGACCAUGUGCGCCGACGAUUUUUACGAAGGUCAGGGAAGGUUAGAUGGCGCUUUCUGCGAAUACACCGAAGCGGAAAAAAUGGAAUAUUUAGAACGUUUACGAGCAGGGGGUGUGAAAAAUAUCGAAAUGGAAUCGACCAUGUUUGCCGCCCUUACCCAUCACGCCGGAAUCAGAGCUGGGAUCGUGUGCGUCGCUUUACUCGAUAGGCUCAAAGGAGAUCAGGUGUGUACUCCGAAAGAGGUGUUGACAGAAUGGCAACUGAGACCGCAAAUUUUAGUAGCGCGUUAUAUUAAAAGAUAUCUACAGACUAAAGGACGACUCUCGUUCGACGGACACGGAUCGAUGUCUGUGAAGAGCCCCAGAAGAUUUAAAUUGGUCCAACAAGAAUCUCAAACUUUCGAAUGAAAUAAUUCUCGAACGCCAAAUUUCAUUGACGGAUAUCUCAUGAUAAUUAUAUAUUUAUAAAUAUAUAUUUUUUUUUAUUUAAUUUAUAGGUUAAAAAUUAUGAUGAUUUUAGUCAAAUAAAUUCAUUAAUCAUGUGGAGAUUAUAUGGAAACUGCUAGAAAUGGUAGACGAUUUUUAGUUUUGAAGUUAGGAUUUAGUCUACCGUCUCUUGUUACUUGUUUUACGCACAUAAUUCAUUUUUCUAAAUAAAAAAAAUCAAUUUCUAUACAAUUAAUGUCGUAAUGAGUCAUUAACCAAAUUACGAGACGUAUUUCUGGUAAAUUUAAAAAUAUGUAGAAUCGAAAAUGAUAAUUACUUCGCCGUGGCAGUAUAAAUGUGAAUUAGAAAGCUUGAAAUUUCAAAAACUGAUUUUUUUCAUUUCCUAAAUUAUAUUCGAAUUUUAAAAAUUAUAAACACAAUGUGUGAAAUGUAUGCAACCAACAUUUACUUCAGCUGACGUUUUACAUCGUUGCCACGUUGUAAUUUUUUUCCACUUGAUGAUAUUAAAUUAUAUUGUAAGGACCAUUGUUACAAUUAUUUCAACUAAUAGGAAAUAAGAGAAAUAAUUUUAGAAUUUUGAAUAUUGUUAGUAUAUCAUGAUAUCAAAGUUUGAAACUUUAAUUUCUAUAAACAAAUAAUUUUUAAUGUUUUACUCGAUUUUUAUGAGAAUAAAUUUUACAACACUGAAAACCGAUGCUACACGGUUGCCAAAACAUAAUUUCAUCUGAUACAGGAGGAAGUUUUUAUUUACUUUUAGUAUAUGUAAAUUGUGUUCAAUUGCUACGAAUUGGAAGAGUUUCCACAUACAUAUCAUGAAAAAUUAUCAAAAAAAACUGAGACAGACCACAUAACCAAUGUUUUUUCAAAAUAGCGAUAGGGUAAAUGAAUUUUUGAACUAGAUCGCUGUUUUGGACAAACUGUAUACCAGAUACAUAUUAUAGAGAUAAGAUAAAUUGUAAUACUUCAUUUUUCUUAUUAUUAUAAUGAUAUUUGAUCCCAGAACGUUCUAAAAUAUCUAAAAGUCAAGUAGUUUUCUUAUUAAAUUUAUAUAUACAGGGUUGUUGAGAAAUGAGUCGAAAAUUUGGUUCACCAGGUACAAUUUAUACCAUAUACGAUGUUAAUAGAAGCAGUUUUUUAUUCUGAAUCGAAUGGUUCCUCGUUUUCACCAUCAGGAAACGUAAAAAAAGAGCCGAAAACCACUAAAACUCAUAAAAAUGACUAAACACUUUAUCUUAAUGCCAAAUCUCAUCUAACCUAACCGAACCUAAAGUAAACUAGAAGAGUUCAAACCAUUCUAACCUAACUUAUUCGAACAUAACCUAAUUUAACAUAACCCAAUCCACCCAACUCAACACAUCCUAUUCUUAAUCAAUCUAACUUAACGUAAAUUAUCAUUGUAAACUGAUUCAUAUAUAAAUCAUCGCGAAAAAAACUAAUAUAACUUAACCUGACCUAACCAAAUAUAAUCUAAACCAACCUAACCUGCUCUAAACUAACUUAAACGAAUCUAACCUAACCUACUUGAACCUUACCCAUCCUAACCUAACCUUCAGUUAUUGGUCCUAACCUUGAUUAAAUUCAACUAACCUCAAAUGAUGUGUAAACGCAAAUGACAUUCAUAUUAUAACAUUUGCGUUAGAUUAUUUAUCUGAAGAAUCAAGCAUGCUACAAACAACAACUUUAUACUACAAAAUUUUGACGUUUUUCUAAAUAAUUUGACAAUGUCAAUAACCCUGGAAUGGGCUGUAGUCGCGUAGUUAUAUAGAUAAAGGCCGAAAUAUAGGAAAGAGAAGAAUAACCUAUAUGACGUUCAAUGGUACAACUUCUGUACAAAUAAAUUUGAACUUGGUUUUUUUAUAUAUAAAACCGUAUUCUGACGCUGAUAUAAAUUGAUUCGAGUGAUUCAAACAAUUAUUACUUACUAGAAAUUAGUUAAUUAUCUACAAUUCUUAUCAUUUUACGGAAUAUUUUUUUAUCGACGAGUCACCCUGUAUAAUAGAAUCAUAUUUAAAAGUUUUAUUACUCACUAUAAUCUAUUAGAUACGCAUCUUAUACACUUUGCGCUAGUACUAACUUAAAUAUUUUAAACAAUUUUGUAAAAUUAUUCUUUUCUACUUUUAAUGGACGUUGGUGAAUAUUUCAUUUUGUUUUAUAUACGACAUUGUUGUGUUUUAUAAAUCUACAAAUAAAUGCGUUGUUGUUACCGACGAAUGUUGAUUUUUUUUAUUACAAAUUGUUGUUAAACGAUGUCUUGCUAAAUUUUAUAGUUUAUAAGUGUAUUGAUAAUUAAAAAUAAAAUCGGUGUGUAGUGUAAGCUUAUUACUGAAUGUUGCUAUGAGAAUUAAAAAAACGUGUUCAAACAAUAAA